AUGGAUUUAUGCAGGGGAGGUAGGAAUCGGGGGGAUUAUGCUUCACAAUUUAACCAAUUACAUGAUGAUAUGAUAACGACAACUACAAUACACAAGUUAAUGGGUCUAUUGAUGACUGGCGGAGGUCAUGGUGGUGCUAGGGUGGUUCAGGAAGAUCUGCCUAUCGGUGAAACUGUUGAACAUAAGAUAAUCAGACGAGAAUACAUAGAUUCAUGGAUAAAUCCAAAUGAAAUGCUUCAUUAA
Molecule: messenger RNA, 243 nt
Organism: Lactuca virosa
Lineage: Eukaryota; Viridiplantae; Streptophyta; Magnoliopsida; Asterales; Asteraceae
Source: the annotation of a GenBank genome assembly